Molecule: messenger RNA, 987 nt
Organism: Orbilia oligospora ATCC 24927
Lineage: Eukaryota; Fungi; Ascomycota; Orbiliomycetes; Orbiliales; Orbiliaceae
Exons: 12
Coding region: 1-987 (328 amino acids)
Biological process (GO): tricarboxylic acid cycle
Cellular component (GO): mitochondrion; succinate-CoA ligase complex (ADP-forming)
Molecular function (GO): succinate-CoA ligase (GDP-forming) activity; succinate-CoA ligase (ADP-forming) activity
Source: RefSeq, a predicted model, not a curated record
AUGUUCGCACUCCGCCGUUCCGCCGCGUCAGCUGGCAAGACGAUAUGUCGUCGCGGAUACUCAACUGAGACGCCAUAUACCUCGACCUAUAGCAACUUGAAGAUCGGAAAGGAUACGAGGUUGAUAUACCAGGGGUUUACGGGAAAACAAGGAAGCUUCCAUGCACAACAAGCUAUUGAUUACGGCACCAAUGUCGUCGGCGGAAUUAACCCAAAGAAGGCUGGCCAGACACAUCUUGACCGACCGGUUUUCGGAAACGUUGCCGACGCGAUCAAGGAGGUUCAAGCUAAUGCUUCCGCUGUCUUUGUUCCACCACCUGUUGCGGCUAAGUCGAUCGAGGAGGCUAUUGAGGCGGAAUUACCGUUGGUUGUUUGCAUCACGGAGGGAAUUCCACAGCAUGAUAUGGUCCGCGUCGUCGACAUGCUAAAAACCCAGAACAAGACCCGACUGGUCGGACCAAACUGCCCGGGUAUCAUCAUGCCCCGCGAGAAGUGCAAGAUCGGUAUCAUGCCUGGCUUCAUCCACAGCGCCGGCCGCGUCGGUAUUGUUUCGAGAUCCGGUACCUUGACAUAUGAGGCUGUCAACCAGACUACCAAACACGGUCUCGGUCAGAGUCUCGUCGUUGGAAUUGGUGGUGAUCCAUUCUCUGGCACAAACUUCAUUGAUGCUCUGAAGGUAUUCCUUGAGGACGACGCUACUGAUGGUAUUAUUAUGAUCGGUGAAAUUGGUGGUUCUGCUGAGGAAGAUGCUGCCGAGUUCCUCAAGGCGCACAACGUGAAGAACAAGCCCACCGUUGCCUUCAUUGCUGGUAUUUCGGCGCCACCUGGCAGACGUAUGGGUCACGCUGGCGCUAUUGUCAGCGGAGGAAAGGGAGGUGCUGACUCCAAGAUUGCUGCUUUGAGCGCCGCUGGUGUCAUUGUCGAGAGGAGUCCGGCUUCCCUGGGCAAGGCUCUCCACGCAGAGUUCGUCAAGCGUGAUUUGAUAUAA